AUGGCUUCUAACACUUCUCGUAUCAUUGAUUUGGAGGCACAAAUGGCGUAUGUACAGCUCCAAUUGGAUUCUCACGACCAGGAUUUGAAGACCGCCAUUGCGGAGCUCGCUGUUUCAACGAAAGACAACAUGGAUGCUCUGGCGGCAUCCUUCGCCCGGAGUCGCGAGAAGUCUCCGAUCGGUUCGCCAUCACACUCGCAGGAUCCCGUCGCCGAUCAACACAAGUUUCGCCAGCAGCAGCAACGUCGGCCAUCGAUCCUGGAUCACUAUCCCCGUUUGGGGUUUUCCUACUUCUCUGGUUCAGAUCCACAUGUGUGGGUGAUCAAGUGCAACAAUCCACUCGUGUGCAGGUGCUCAAUCCACCGACUUUGGCUUUCGCCUUUUAUCAGGCACGAUUGGAGGAAGCCGCCAUCGAAGCUCGCAAGAAGAAGAUGCGUUCAGCCCCUCUCAGUCGUUGGUCUGCUCCUUCUACUUCAGCGGGUCCUCCCUUCCAGCGUGAACAAUCAACUCCUUCUCCGCCGGUAG
This is a messenger RNA of Linum trigynum, 525 nucleotides long. NCBI's taxonomy places the organism in Eukaryota, Viridiplantae, Streptophyta, Magnoliopsida, Malpighiales, Linaceae. The record is from the annotation of a GenBank genome assembly.